Molecule: messenger RNA, 1280 nt
Organism: Paramecium sonneborni
Lineage: Eukaryota; Ciliophora; Oligohymenophorea; Peniculida; Parameciidae
Source: the annotation of a GenBank genome assembly
AUGGAUUAUUCUAAUGUUCCAACAUCUUCAAUUAUUAUUGAGUAAAAAUUUGCAGAACUAGUUAAAUCUAUUUAAUAAACUUCAGAUAAAUUUGAUGAUGAAUAAAGUGAAAAAUUUUAUAGCCUCAUAAACGACAAUAUUUAAAUUAAAUAUGAACUUAUUCAAAAUUAACAAGCUUCAAAAUUAUUUAAUUUAUAAUUAUUAAAAAUAUCAUGUUUCUAAUUUGUCAAGACCUAUGAAUGUUAUUUUUGCAUAAUUUUUAAUCUUGUCAAAGACACAUUAAAAUAAAGAUUAAAAAAUGAAAUUAUGAAGGUUUUUUUAAAUUUAUUUAUUUUAGUACUCAUUUCAAACCUAAUUUUUCGAUUUCACUUAAGAAUAAGUAAAUAACACUAAUUUGAAGACAGAAUUGGAGGCUUUUGAUAAUUACUCAAACAAAAAUUAUAGAGAAUGCAGAAUUAUUAUAUUUUCAUAAGAUUUUGAUUAGAGAAUAUUAGAUAAAGUUGAUAGUUAUCCUUAUAUUUAUUAUUGUGGUGACCCUACUAACAUAAAUUAAAUAUAUUUAGAGAAUCUUCAAUCAAGUUAAGUUUUUUUAACUUUAGAUUUGCAAUACAAAAGGAUAUUAUAUCAACUUCCUACUGCGUAAAAAAUAUUAUUUAAUUAGUUUAUCCAUAUUAAAUCAAUAAAUUUAUACCAAUAUAUAGAUAACUGGAAAUAUUGAAGAGAUUCCUGACAUAAUUUAUUAAAUUAAGCAUCCAUCACUUAAAUUUGAAAAAUUGAAAGAAAAAAUAAUCUUAUCAUAUUAAAUUCCUUAUAUGAAUGUUGAUGAAUAUUUAUAUCUCCCAAUUUCAUUAUAGAUUCAAAAAAUUGAAAUUUCAGAUCUAAUUUAGAAAACUGAAAACUUAACAAAAUGUCUAUCAACAAAAGAUAUUAAUAAUGAAGCUUAUGAUUAUAUUUACAAACUUUAAUUGUUGAAAGUAAUAAUUUUUAAUAUUUAGUAAAUAAAUGAUUAAAUUAACUUUAGUUAACUAGAGUUUUCAAUAAUUUCAAAAGACUAGUUUUUUGCUGUAGAUCAAUUAAUGUUUAGAAAUUAAAUUAAAUAAAUAAAGGAAUUUUAAAAAGCAAGUGCAAUAAAAGAUGAUCAAUUAAAUUAAAUAGAAAAAGUUCUUGAAGAUUUAUGUAAUUUUAAUAAACCUUCAUUUUUCAAAUUGAUUACAUAUCAUCAAAUAAAGCAAUGUAUAUUUUAUAGAAUGAAAAUUAAUAAUUUUAUUUAUUAACUAUGA